Molecule: messenger RNA, 1028 nt
Organism: Malurus melanocephalus (red-backed fairy wren)
Lineage: Eukaryota; Metazoa; Chordata; Aves; Passeriformes; Maluridae
Product: transmembrane protein 14C-like
Exons: 5
Coding region: 16-498 (160 amino acids)
Biological process (GO): regulation of heme biosynthetic process
Cellular component (GO): mitochondrial membrane
Source: RefSeq, a predicted model, not a curated record
CGCCCUGCCUCUCGGAUGGCACUUUGUUUGGGUAUUGUGCUGUGGUAUUUUUCGCCAUCUCUCAGAACAGCCGGAAAAGGAAAGUUUUGGGCGGUGCGYGACUCCCUCACCUCCCCUUCCGCCGCCCGCUCCGCCCCGGUUGCUGCGGAACGGGAACGCCGCGCAGUUUUCGGCAUGGCAGUGGACUGGCUCGGCUUUGGUUACGCCGCCCUGGUGGCAUCGGGAGGGAUUAUUGGCUAUGCAAAAGCAGGUAGUGUUCCAUCACUAGCUGCUGGUGUUUUCUUUGGGAGUUUGGCUGGACUAGGUGCUUAUCAGGUCUCACAGAAUCCACAUAAUGUUUGGGUUUCUCUGAUUACAUCUGGAGCACUGACUGCUGUCAUGGGAACAAGAUUUUACAACUCCAGAAAAUUCAUGCCUGCAGGACUAAUUGCUGGUGUCAGUUUGCUAAUGGUUGGAAGAUUAGCACUGAAAUUGUUGGAAAAGCCCCACGAAAAGUAACUGKUCAUUUUACAUCUUAAUAUUUGGAAAAGGACACCUGGUAAUGAAGUUGAAUGAAUGCAGAAGCGAAAAGUUGGAAGAAUUUUGUGUAUCAAGACACUUUUUUCCCUUUUUUAUGUGAGGGAGUAUUUUAUAGUUUAGAUAGUUUAUAUACAAGGUACCAUUUGUUCCAAGAUUAGGUAGAGCCAUUUGUGGAUAGAAAUAGGUCCUGAGUUUCGUUUUUCUGGACAUGUUUCAAUGUAUUUUAACACUUCCAGUUUUUAUAUUCCACAAUAUUCUGCUGACAUGUAUGAAGCAGAGAGAACCUGCAAUUAAGAAAAGAAAAUAUCCUCAAAGAAGCAUCAGGAGUAACUGGCUAACUGCAACAGUGUAUCUCAAACCUUUUAUACUGAUUAUUACAGUGUGCUUUACCUGUUGCAUUCUGAAUUAAUAUACCAUGUCUUUAUAAUGUCACACAGAUACUGCCUUUUUAUUGUGAAGUGUUGUUAAAAUGAUGCUUUUCUAUAAGUAAAAUCUGUUACAAACCUUUA